AUGGAAAAAGCAACAGCGAAAAGCAGAGCAGGAUUACCUGAGCAGGAUUACCUGAGAAACGUGGAUCUAAGCGUUGGGCUGAAUCGUUGGAUACUGAAACCAAUAGCCGCGUGGCCGGAAUCGAGCACUGUUUCGCCGAUGAAGAAGUACCUCAGUUGGUUCGUUCACGUCGUCUGUUAUUUGCUAGUGAGUUUCCUCUUCGUCCCUUGCUUGAUCUUCCUGAUCCUCGAAGUGAACGGCACCUACAACAGGAUUAAGUUGUUCGGGCCCCUUAGCUUUCUCCUCAUGUCGUACGCGAAGUACUACUUACUGCUGCUGCACAAGAAUGACAUCCUGAAGUGCAUGAAACAGAUCGAGUGGGAUUGGAAGAACAUGAAGCACCUGGAGGAGAAGAGGAUCAUGAUGGCGAACGCGAACUAUGCGCGUAGGAUAGUGAUCGUUUGUACGUUCUUCAUGUACAGUUCUUACAUGUUCUUCUACAUCGCUGUGCCAAUCACCGUGGGGAGGAUCCCGGCGCAGGACGGGAAUUUCACCUUCAUCUUACUGCCGUUUCCUUCCUCGAUGCGGAUCACCGACUACAGACAGAGCCCCGUCAACGAAAUCUUCUACUUCCUUCAGUGUCUGGCAGGCAUUUUGCUGCGUAUCAUCACGGCCGGGGCUUGUAGUUUGGCGGCGACCUUCGCGGUACAUGCGUGUGGCCAGAUGGAGAUCUUGAUGAACUGGUUGAGCUACCUGGUGAACGGGCGGGCGGAUAUGAGCAAGAGUCUGGACGGCAGGAUUGCGAGAAUCGUGGAACAACAUAUUCGAAUACUCAAGUUCUUAGAGCUUACAGAGAAAACACUUCGAUACAUAUCCCUGGUGGAGUUCCUGGGGUGUACAGUGGAGUUGUGUUUGCUUAGUUAUUGCGUUCUCAUGGAAUGGAGUACGAACGAUAUGUUAAGCUCUGCGACUUACGCCGUUCUUUUUGUGUCUUUCACCUUCAAUAUAUUCAUAUAUUGUUACAUAGGAGAACUUGUUGCCGAGGGGAGUAGACAUAUUGCUGAGAUAUCGUACAUGAUUGACUGGUAUCGAUUACUGGGCAAGAGGAAACUCAGCAUAAUUUUGAUCAUGCAAAUGUCUCAUUCUACAAUUAAACUAACAGCAGGGAACAUCGUGAUAUUAUCUUACAGCAAGUUCGGUGAUGUCGUUAAAAGUGCGUUCGCCUUUCUGAAUGUACUACGAACGCGCAAGCGCAAUAAUGUUUUUCGAGAGAGGAUCAAAUUGCGUUCGUUCAGUAUCGAGCAAUCGACGAUGCAAAAAGCAACUGCGAAAACGGAGCAGGAUUACCUGAAGAACGUGGAUCUGAGCAUUCGGCUGAAUCGCUGGAUACUGAAACCGAUAGCCGCGUGGCCAGAAUCGAGCACCGUUUCGCCCAUCAAAAAAUACUUCGGCUGGUUCGUUCACGUCGUCUGUUAUUUCUUGGUGAGUUUCCUCUUCGUCCCCUGCUUGACCUUCCUGAUCCUCGAAGUGAACGACACCUACAACAGGAUCAAGUUGAUCGGGCCUCUCAGCUUUUUUCUCAUGUCGUACUUGAAGUACUACUUACUACUACUGCACAAGAAUGACGUCCUGAAGUGCGUGAAACAGAUCGAGUGGGACUGGAAGAACAUGAAGCACCUGGAGGAGAAGAGGAUCAUGGUGAUGAACGCGAACUAUGCGCGUAGGAUAGUGAUCGUUUGUACGUUCUUCAUGUACAGUUCUUAUAUUUUCUUCUACAUCGCUGUACCAAUCACCGUGGGGAGGAUCCCGGCGCAGGACGGGAACUUCACCUUCAUCUUCUUGCCGUUUCCUUCCUCGAUGCGGAUCACCGACUACCGACAGAGCCCCGUCAACGAAAUCUUCUACUUUCUUCAGUGUCUGGCAGGCGUUGUGCUGCAUAUCAUCACGGUCGGAGCUUGUAGCUUGGCGGCGACCUUUGCGGUGCAUGCGUGUGGCCAGAUGGAGAUCUUGAUGAACUGGUUGGGCUACCUGGUGAACGGACGGGCGGAUAUGAGCAAGAGUCUGGACGGCAGGAUUGCGAGUAUCGUGGAACAACAUGUUCGAAUACUCAAGUUCCUGGCGCUGACCGAGAAGGCACUGCAACAGAUAUCUUUCGUAGAAUUUCUAGGAUGUACAAUGAAUCUCUGUCUGCUCGGAUAUUAUAGCAUCAUGGAAUGGAAUCCGAAAGAUGUAAUGUUUUCCUUGACUUACAUGGUGCUGGUGACGUCCUUCGGUUUCAACAUCUUCAUAUUUUGUUACAUAGGCGAACUCGUGGCUGAACAGUGCAGAAAAGUCGGCGAGGUAUCAUACAUGAUCGACUGGUAUCAAUUAUCAGGAAAUAAGAAGCUCUGCUGCAUUUUAUUCAUCGCGAUGUCCAAUUCGUCCAUCAAACUCACAGCUGGAAACAUGGUCGAAUUAUCCAUUAGCACUUUCAGUGAUGUUGUCAAAACGGCGACGGGGUUUUUAAACAUGUUGAGAGCAUUGACGUGAACGUUCCUGGAGAAAUCAAAGGAUACGUUAGCAUCAUAUGCAAUCAUA
Molecule: messenger RNA, 2556 nt
Organism: Megachile rotundata (alfalfa leafcutting bee)
Lineage: Eukaryota; Metazoa; Arthropoda; Insecta; Hymenoptera; Megachilidae
Product: odorant receptor 10-like
Biological process (GO): sensory perception of smell; detection of chemical stimulus involved in sensory perception of smell
Cellular component (GO): plasma membrane
Molecular function (GO): odorant binding; olfactory receptor activity
Source: RefSeq, a predicted model, not a curated record